Physcomitrium patens is the source of this 2118-nucleotide messenger RNA. The record is from RefSeq and is a predicted model, not a curated record. NCBI's taxonomy places the organism in Eukaryota, Viridiplantae, Streptophyta, Bryopsida, Funariales, Funariaceae.
UAUGUUCCCUGCGCUUGUUGCGAUUCACCAUCUGAAGCUCCGUUUUGGAAGAAUCUCUGGAGCUUCAAUCUUUUUUUCCCCUUGAAUUCGACGUUUCGUUGCGUCGAUGUUGGUGGGUGCUAGUGACUAGGAGCGCGCUCGUGGUGUGCCUCACUAGAUGAUGGUGAAAAAAUUCGCUUCUCUGUGUCGGUUUCGUGAGUGCCGUUUAGGUAUUAAUCUAUCAGUCCUGUCAGUCGUUUGCGAGGUAUUCAUUUCUAGCGUCUAUCCACGCACUCGAUUGAAUCUUAGCUUUGAUUAGCCCAAAGAGUAGUCUCUGUAUGAAUUUAUUUUACCGGGUUACUGUGUCUUGUGGGUAGUUUUAAUCAACUAGAUAGAGUGAACGCAGAACUAGUUUUUGCUGCGACUGAAAUAAUUAGUACCGUCGUGUCUUGACUCUCAGCCACCCGGGCUUCUGACGGAAAUGGGUUUAUCUCACUGGAGCGCUGUGAAACACACCGCUUGCAGUAUUUGUUAGCCGAUGAAAUACAAGAAUCUCGUAUUGAACUCCGUGUGUAGAACCUCAAUCUUAUUCCAACUACGGUUUUUAAGUGCUUCGCAGAGUUUCCAAAUUGGUCUUUCUUUUGAUGAUUCAAUUGUCCAGGCCAUCAGCAUUCUCGUUACCAAGAUUUCUCCUAAGCUCAGUGUUGAUGCUAGCAGUACACUCCUAGGGGUUUCUCACACAAAAAGAUGUGCCUCACAAAUCCCGAAUCAAGUCAAAAUUUCAAAUGCUGCGCUGUGGUGUGCGAAACGCAUAGGUUAGGACCACGGAUCUCAACUUCCGACCAAGAAAUCGACGAUGGUCUGCGUAUGAGACGAAGUAGCUGGCGAGUUUGUCUUCCCAAAAGUGUUGACUCGAAAAGAUUUAUAGAGAUUGCAGCAGCAGCCUAACAGUUGUUCCCUGCACUCCAGUGGUCUUAAUAACAUGAAGUGAUUUCAUCCGCUUACGAUGGGAAUCCUGUCCAUGGCGCCCUCGAAUGCUCAAGCAGCCAUGAGCUUCGUGCCGGUGACAAAGAUAGUUGUCAUUCUCGUAUUCUUCGGGAUAUUUGCUUCCACGGUGACUGUUACACGAUCCGUUGUUCGAUCCACUUCGACAACGUUCAAAGACCAGUUUAGGGCCCCGCCAGAAGCUGUGAUCGUGGAUACAGGCGAAGAUGUACCCAUCUUGGAUGUAAGCACAGAGUGGACGUCGCCAAAUGUGGACGACGACGACUAUUUCGCGAGGCGUGACUACAAACCUUUACACGGCUACAUUGUCAGCAACAAAGCCCAACGAUUCAAUAACUCGAAAGGCGCGCUCGACAUCCUGGGAAUCGAAGCACACCAGUACAUUCCUCCGCAUUACAAGUCCGAGGCGGUACUUCAGGAAAUGAAAACGUUUCUCAGGGGGGAAGACAAAUACCUCAUCGACAGACACAAGAAGACGUUUUCCAACCGAAUGGCGUUCACGAAACUGUUCCAACAGUUCGUCGCGGACCCAACCGCGGACCUAGGCACGUGGCGGUUUUUUUUCGAAGACGACAUAGCGGUUCAUCCUUUCCUGACGGAAACUCUCGCCCGAGACGCAAUAGCUCGGGGACUGGAGGUCGCGGAUGGGGAUGGCAUGCUGUACCUUGGAAUCUGUGGACCGAGGUUGUGCAGAGAUAAGGUCGUCUUAUCGCCGCCGGUUGAAGGGAAGCGCUGCGCGGGAGCGUGCACACACGCGUUUGCUCUCACGAAGUGGAAGGCUGGGGGCUUUCUUGCGCAUUUCGAUAACAUUAGGUUGCCAGAGAAUGAUCAUGCGAUGGGAAUAUACUUCGAUCAGCUAAUGCGGUUAUAUGGCGAGCAAGUUCACCCAAUAUGGGUUCUUGGGAGUAAUCUCAGGAGCCCACAGGCGAAGGAUCAUUUUGGGCUUGUGUACCAAGACCGCAAAAAUUAUCCAUCGGUUAUAAACGCCAAGGAAUAACCUUCUGUACGUGUACAAUUCAACCUUCAGGUCUCUGAGUAGUGUUAGUACUGAAUCUCUAAAGAUUCAACACAUUUAGUGAAAUGUAGAAGAAAAUAAAUAAAUAAAUAAGAGCCACUGGCUUGGGUUACUUCCAA